Molecule: messenger RNA, 2153 nt
Organism: Paramacrobiotus metropolitanus
Lineage: Eukaryota; Metazoa; Tardigrada; Eutardigrada; Parachela; Macrobiotidae
Exons: 2
Coding region: 1094-1711 (205 amino acids)
Source: RefSeq, a predicted model, not a curated record
AACCGGGUGCACAGAUAGACCAUAAUUAUGGCGUAACCUAGCGAGUGCUCAUAUCAAAGAAAGACCGUCCUUCCAGGCUAAGAUGGAUAAACCGUCUGACAGGUUGCCGUCCGUAUCUGUUCAUUUCGAUGUUGUCAACACCUGCGCUUAAUCAUGCUUUAUUAGUGUAGAAAUCAUCGUUUAUUGUCCCUACAUUUUCAAAAAUGGCCAACCUUGUGGUGCUCCUGCAUUAACCAAUGCACUGCUGUAGUCGCCAAAUCCGUCCAGACGGAUCAGCUGUACACCGGACGCUUUUGCCUAUAAGGCAGCAAAACCGUAUUCCGGUUCAGGAAAACGUCCGCCGUAAAUAUUUUGUCCACACGAUUUUUUGCACGUUUGGAAUGCGCAUAAACAUUUUUAACCGUUUUGCCGGAUUGUGUUUUCGAGGUUUCGCCGGCUUAUAUGGGAAAAACAUCCGGCGGAUGUUCAUACUUCCGGACAGUUUUUUCGGUUAAAACACCACAGUGAGCAUUUAGUUCAUGUUACGCAGUACGCACUUACCGGCAUGUUUAUGGAUGGCCCGAUUUGCAGCACAAAAGAUACGCAGCUUCAAGACAGCUGCUGUUUUCUAGGUCUGCUUUAAUGGCUAUUGCCGAAUAAAAGCUUAGGGCAGCGUUUGCCUGCGCUGUCUCUCCUCACGCUUAGUUUCCACUUUCCAGUACGCAGUUGUGGGACUGCGGUGAACGAUUGCAACAUGAGUCAGUGCCUGUUGUAGGUUAAAACUGAUUUAGCAACACAUGUACUUUUAAUACGGUAUGUGGCCGACUAGAAGUACUGCAGCCUGCAGCCUGUACUGCUCCAUAUCGUCUAUGAUCGAUUUUUUGGUAUAAACGAGAAAGUGUACGCUCCCCUUGCAUACAGUUUAGCGGCUCUAGAUUAGCGCCGCUGCCAGUAAAACGCAACAUACUUCCGGCUCCUUGCAAGAUGCUGACGACGGAUCGUUUUUUAUUUUCUUAUCAGAAUUAGUAACGUCAUUAUCUCCGGAAACUGAUUAUUGCCACCGUUCAGUGACCGUUGACUGUUGUUUUCCGGAGUGAUUAGCAAUUGUAUUAACAUGGUUUGCAUACAUAUGCUUUGGACCAUUUUCUUGGAUUGCCUGGGUACGGCGACUUUCAUCUUGAAUUUCCCCUGUCACAUUUGGAAAGAUCAGCCGCCCGGCUGCCCCGUCAAUUUCCAUGUCUCGCUGUCGCUGGGCCACAACCUCUUCGCCUUCCACGGCUCCACCACCGGCUUGGCCGGCCCGCUGUGCUCGGAGCACGCCACGCCCAGUGCACAACGGACCGCGCGCUGGAUGUUCCGUCUGUUAUGCGUGUGGAGCGCCAUCCUCCUGCAGCGUACCGCGGCGUACUUACUGCGUCUGGAGGAGGCCCCUCGCGCCGCGAAUGCCACAGCCGGCAUUGUGGCCAAUGCAACCCGUCUGAUAGCGCCAACGGACGCGGCCAAUACGGGUUGCGAAUGGAACAACUUCAUUCUCUUCAUGUAUGUCAUGGUGCCGCUGAUUUUCCUGUGGGAGUGCACGGUGUGGGAGUUAUUCCCGCAGCAGCGGCCCGGAUUUUGUUUCGGCUGCGCGUACUGCAACUCCCGAUGGAUGAUUUUGUUUGGCCGGGCGAUGAAGAUCGUCUCGGUGGGGUGGAACCUAUACGCGGUUGGGUACCUGUUGACGCUAACAUAGAAGAAACGAUCAAUGCUGAGUACGGUGUACCCCGAUUGCGUUAAUCUGCGAAACAUCGGUGUGAAACCUUCUCACGUAUUCUGAUUCUGAUUAGAUGUUUUUCGUUGAGAAUGUGAUAGGGUUACUUUGGAGUGGGAGUUCUUAGUUUUCGAAAACCUUUCCUUUGUGUCAUAGCUCUAGCUAACCUCUAGUUAAAGUUCCACGAGUUACGGACUGUAAAUACGAUACUUGAUGGUGUGCCUGGAAAUCGUAUUUAGAUAUUUUUUGGAUAAUAGCAGCUCCGAGAGUUGUGGUGCAUUCCUGUUAGACGUCAACCUUUAGACACGUGUCGGUCACCGUCGGUGCAAACUGCAAACACGGCAGUGCACUUUAAUGCCAUGCUCAUCAAGAAGGUUGUUUGUCAGUUACGGUCGAACUCCGGAAUGUCCGCAAUCGUUGAGAA